This is a messenger RNA of Strigops habroptila (Kakapo), 2569 nucleotides long. It is a transcript of the gene ALDH3B1, whose product is annotated as aldehyde dehydrogenase 3 family member B1. NCBI's taxonomy places the organism in Eukaryota, Metazoa, Chordata, Aves, Psittaciformes, Psittacidae. The transcript is spliced from 11 exons. Gene Ontology annotation, molecular function: aldehyde dehydrogenase (NAD+) activity. Gene Ontology annotation, biological process: aldehyde metabolic process. Bases 866 to 2203 code for a protein of 445 amino acids. The record is from RefSeq and is a predicted model, not a curated record. Gene Ontology annotation, cellular component: cytoplasm.
CCGGGUGGCCCAGCUGGAGGCCCUGGGGCGCUUCCUGGAGGAGAAGAAGCAGGACAUCCUGGAGGCCACGGCCCUGGACAUGGGCAAGUGGGAUCGCUCAGACCCAAAGGACUUGCAUCUAUGGGUGUAUCAGACCCGGCUUUCGACAUCCUGACAUCUCCCAGGCUUUGUAAUUGCCUUGUUUGUGUGAGUUGGACCUUCAUAGUUAGAUGGACAAUUCAUCUGCUCUUACAUAUCUGAGGUGGGUGCCUCACCUCCAGCCAUGCCACUUGCUCCCCAUUGAUCUUGGAAGGCUCUUGGAUGACCUCAGCUUUAAUGUCCCAUCUUAUAACCUUGGUGGCUUCUUGAAAGCCUUAAUCUGCGGCAGCAGUUUCCUCAUCCUUCCAGUGAUGCAACUGUCAGCCAAGAGCGUCCCCGUUGCUUCACCGACCAUCUCAUGGGCUUGCUGAGCCCUCACGUGCACCUCAGCCUCCUGGCAGUGACACAUCCGGUGGCAUUGGGCACCUGAAGGUCUCCUGAGUGCGGUUUGGUGGUGGAACAUCAGAAGUUGCUGCCUCCAAACCCCCCAACACCAAAGGGCUGUGGUGGUGGAGGAAGGCUCCCACCCUUUGGUUGGGUUGGAGGAGUCCAAAGGACGUUGGGAUGUGCUUUGCAAACAUGGGUUUGAAGCGCAGGAGCUUUGCUCUUCCUGCUCUCCAGGACUUGGAGGGGCUUUAUUGAGCCCCUUUACUUCACACUUCUCCUGCAAGGACAUCCCGAGCUGUGCUUCGUGGUUACAGCAGCAGAGAGGACCCACCAUGGGCAGGACGUGCCUUGGAAGCCGCCAUGAUCCCAGCCCUGAUGUCCCACCACCGCUCCCAAGUCCAUGUGGACGUUGUGUCCGUUGCCUGUUGGGAUGCUGGAUGUUGGGUUUGAUUCCCAAACUGAGGCAUCUCACCCCACCUGCCUUUCCCAGCCAUCCUUCGAGGCUUACCUCAUUGAGAUCCUCCUGUGCAAGAACGAGCUCAACAACACCCUCAACAACCUGUGCCACUGGAUGAAGGACGAGCACGUGGACAAGAACCUGAUGACACAGCUGGACUCUGCCUUCAUCCGCAAGGACCCCUAUGGGGUGGUGCUCAUCAUUGGGCCCUGGAACUACCCCAUCCACCUCCUCCUGGGGCCUCUCAUUGGGGCCAUCGCUGCUGGUAACUGUGUUGUCAUCAAACCCUCCGAGAAGGCCAAGAACACUGGGAGGCUCCUUGCUGAAUCGCUGGGCUGCUACCUGGACAGUGACUGCUUUGCCGUGGUGACUGCUGGUGUGCAGGAGACCACCAGGCUGCUGGAGAACAAGUUUGACUACAUCUUCUUCACUGGCAGCCCGUCCGUGGGGAGGAUGGUGAUGGCAGCCGCUGCCAAGCACCUCACCCCGGUGACGCUGGAGCUGGGGGGCAAGAACCCCUGUUACGUGUCGGACACGUGCGACGUGCGCAGCGUGGCCCGGCGGCUGGCCUGGGGCCGCUUCUUCAACGCGGGGCAGACCUGCGUGGCGCCCGACUACGUGCUCUGCACCCUGGAGAUGCAGGAGAAGCUGAUGCCCGCCCUGCGUGAGGCCAUCACCGAGUUCUACGGCUCCAACCCUCGGGAAUCGCCGGACUUUGGCCGCAUCGUGGGGCAGAAGGAAUUCCAGCGCAUCCGGGCGCUGCUGUGCAGCGGGAGAGUGGCCAUCGGGGGGCAGACGGAUGAGAAGGACCUUUACAUCGCUCCCACGGUGCUGGCGGACGUGCUGCCCUCUGAUCCCAUCAUGCAGGAGGAGAUCUUCGGGCCCAUCCUGCCCAUCGUCGUCGUGGCCAGCAUGGAUGAAGCCAUUGACUUCAUCAACGAGAGGCCUCAGCCGUUGGCCAUCUACACCUUCUCCAGUGACAGCAAAGUGGUGGCCCAGGUCCUGGAGCGCACGAGCAGCGGCAGCUUCUGUGGCAACGACACCCUGACACACAUGAUCCUGACCUCGCUGCCCUUCGGGGGCAUCGGGUGCAGUGGCCUGGGGAGGUACCACGGCAAGUUCACCUUCGACACCUUCACCCACCAGCGUGGGUGCCUGCACCGCAACAUGGGCCUGGAGGCCCUCAACACCCUGCGCUACCCACCCUACAGCCAGCAGAAGCUGGGCUUCCUCACGGCCACCUUCGAGAUCAAGCGCAAGGGCGCCUGCACCCUGCUCUGAUGCUGCUCUGCACCCUCAUGGACUCGGGAUGGGGACACAUGGUGGCCUCCUCUCCUCUCUUUCCAUCUCCUUGGUCUUGGACAGCGUGAUGGACACCUCGUCCUGCAGCCAUCGUGACUCCACAGUGGACUCUGCUCUGAGCCCUCUGCUUGGACACGUAUGGAAUGGCCACAAGUUCUUCUUUUCACCCCAAAGUUGUCUUCUCAGCAAAGAAAUGGUCCCCACGAGGCUGAGGAGCAGCAGUUCAACCCAUUACCUCCUAGGUGGACCUUUCCUUCUGGAUGAACCUCGCUCUGCCUUCUCUCAGUGCUGCCUGUUGCUUUUCUCCUCUGUGUAACCUUGCCUGUAGUAAAGACUUUGCAUUGA